Messenger RNA from Varanus komodoensis (Komodo dragon), 2453 nucleotides. It is a transcript of the gene ASB15, whose product is annotated as ankyrin repeat and SOCS box containing 15. Bases 219 to 2000 code for a protein of 593 amino acids. Gene Ontology annotation, cellular component: cytoplasm. The transcript is spliced from 11 exons. Lineage: Eukaryota; Metazoa; Chordata; Lepidosauria; Squamata; Varanidae. Gene Ontology annotation, biological process: intracellular signal transduction. Gene Ontology annotation, molecular function: protein binding. The record is from RefSeq and is a predicted model, not a curated record.
GUGUUUAAUUUUAGAAAUACGACAUGACCUAGCUGCUCACAAGGCCUAUUCCUGCAUGUUUGAAAUUCAGGGCCCAAUGAAACAAUGACAAAACUUUCAAAAGAUUUCAGAGGCAUUGCUUGGACUUGACCAAGGAAUGUCAAUAGCCCAUGGAGUUCCAGUGAUAUGCCUCCGUGGGAUCUGAGAAGGCAAGCGGCUCUUUAACACAUACCUCCAAAAUGGAAGGGAAUGAGGCCUCUGAUGAAGACCACCUCGUUGAUUAUGCUAUUCAAUUUAGCAUCCAGGAAUCCCUUGAAAGUGAACGGAAUCAGCAAACACCUUCCCCCAACCAUGAAACAAGGUUUUUGCCACUCAGUGGACAAAAUAGGAAACUUGUAGCUGCCAUAAGAGAAGGCCAAAUAUUUGAUCUUCAGAACUAUGUGAAAUAUAAGUAUGCUUUGGAUGAGGCUGAUGAAAGAGGUUGGUUUCCUUUACAUGAAGCUGCUUCUCAGCCAAUCCAGCAAAUACUUGAAGUAAUAUUGGAUGCAUCAUAUAAAGCUAUGUGGGAAUAUAAAACAUGUGAUGGAGAAACACCGUUAACUUUGGCAGCCAAAUCUGGCCAUGUGAAAAAUGUCAGGACUCUAUUGGAAAAGGGGGUCUGGCCCAAUACUACCAAUAGAAAAGGAGAAACCCCUCUUCUGAUAGCAGUGAGACAGGGCUCCUAUGAAAUGGCUUCCACUCUGAUUGAGUACAACUGCACCAUCAAUCAGCCAUGUGUAAAACGCUGGUCGGCACUGCAUGAAGCAGCCAAACAAGGUCGCAGUGACCUUGUGGUGCUUCUUUUGAAGAAUGGUGGGAAUGUACACCUGAGAGAUGGAUAUGGGGUAACACCCUUAGGCACAGCUGCUGAAUAUGGCCACUGUGAUGUGCUGGAGCAUCUAAUUCAUAAAGGUGGUGAUGUUUCUGCUAGAGCUGAUGAUGGCUCAUCAAUACUCUUUGAAGCGGCUGGAGGUGGUAAUCCAGACUGUAUAGCUUUGCUCUUGGAAUAUGGGGGAAGCGGUAAUCUGCCGAAUAAAGCUGGACACCUGCCUAUCCACAGAGCAGCCUAUGAAGGGCAUUAUCUGGCCUUGAAAUUCCUCAUUCCAGUUACGUCCAAAACUGCAAUCCAGAAAAGUGGACAGAGUCCCAUUCACUCUGCAGCAGAUGGCCAAAACCCACAGUGCCUAGAACUUCUAAUUGAAAAUGGUUUUGAUGUUAAUGCCCUCCUGGCCGAACAUAUUUCACAAAGUUAUGACGAUGAAAGGAAAACAGCACUUUAUUUUGCUGUUUCCCACAAUGACAUUCUCUCAACAGAAGUAUUGUUGCAAGCUGGUGCAGACCCUAACAGAGACCCCCUCAACUGUCUUCUUGUGGCAGUGAGAGCUGGCAAUCAUGAAAUUGUAAGGUUGCUUCUUUCUUAUGGAGCCAAUGUGAACUGCUACUUUAAUCGUGUGAAUGACACUCAUUUCCCCAGUGCCAUUCAGUAUGCUUUGAAUGAUGAGGUAAUGCUAAGGUUGCUGCUGAACCAUGGAUAUGAUGUGUAUCUGUGUUUUGACUGCAUGCAUGGGGACAUCUUUGGACAUUCUUUUGUGUGGUCUACUCUGGAAGAAGAAGUAUUACCAGGAUGGACAUCUUGUGUGAUUAAAGAUAACCCAUUCUGUGACUUUAUUACCGUUCCUUGGAUGAAACAUUUAGUAGGACCCAUUGUUCGCAUUUUGCUAGAUUACAUGGAUUACGUUCCUCUAUGCCCAAAACUUAAGUUUGCUUUGGAGACCCAGAAAGAAUGGGCAGAGAUCCAACAAAUAUUAGAGAAUCCUCGUCCACUGAAGCAUUUGUGCCGCCUGAAAAUACGUAAAUAUAUAGGACUGGAGCAGACACAGCAGCUGCAGUCAAUGCAGAAAGUUCCUCUUCCACCAGUUCUCAAAGCAUAUAUCUUAUACAAAGAAUAUGAUCUUUAUGGAAGGGAGCUACAUAUGGCAUGAUGGUCAGAAUUCCUGACACUGUCACUUCAUUGUUAAGCCUAACUGAACCUAUGAUGGAAUAGUGAUACUUGGAAGUAGACAUGCCAAGGUUGAAAGUGCCCAAAGGGUAUGCCUUGUGGCUGAGUCCAGAAGUUUCCCGCUUGUGGAAGUGCACUUUUAUUUUUGAGUGGAAAAAAGUGAAACCAGAGGCAAAGAUGUUCUUCCACAUGCACAACUAUAAGAAUGAAAACUGCUAUCAAGCAUUGCCUGUUCUAGCACUGGAUGAACUCUUGCACAAACUCUUACUUAGGCAUUUGCAAAACAGCUGUAGUAGCUGUUUUCCUUCUACUCAUUUGGUUAUUUGGUUCCAACAUGCACAAACAGAAGCACUCUCACAAUACGUUUUUCAUAUGAUAAAAAUAACUGCCUUUCUCAAAAUGUAUAAAAAUUAAAUUCUGGAUAUUUCAGUUUGCA